AUGUCCAAUGAACCUCUACCUCCACCACAGUCCACGGCUCCGGGCUGGACCAAGGUUUCGUCAGACGGAUCGUCGCGUUGGCAAGCGCAAGAUCCAGUGUUGAGACGUGCCCAGAUCUCCAGGCUUGUCGAUACUCUAUCAGACCAUGAGUACUCAUCUUCAAAUCUGCAGACACAAGGCCAUCGGGCGAUCAAUGUGCAGGCUUUUCACGCGCUCGAGACGAUAUCAAAGUCAGACCCUCUGGCGUAUCAAUGGCUUCCCAUUGCGCAUCGUCGGCGCCAGCGGCAAUUUGAAGAGAUCCUAGCUGAGAGGCAGGAAAGAUCAGACCAGGAAGCUCGUGCAAGAGAAACCGGGCGAUUACUUCCACGUGAUCGCCAGCAGAUGGCCGUAAUGGGUCAGGGUUGUCGCUAUGAAGAUAUUCCUCUCAUAGAGUCAAAUGAUUUGACCUUUAUCACGGAGACACCCCAGUUCCUUGGACCACGACCCGCCUACUAUAAUGACUUCGAAACCGCGUGUCGAGUGGGCCUUGCUGCGACUGUACAGGCCACUAUCUCUACCGAGACAUGUACAUCCACUCCUGCUUUUCUCCAUCAUGGUCUCUGCCUUGCCGUAAAAGCUGGUAACGUGGAGGUUGCGCGCUAUCUUCUUGCUUCCGGUGCUCCCAUUGUUCGAAAGACCCCAGAGCAUAUCCUCUCCGCCCCACGAGAUAAGCAGAUUCCACUCUUUGAGCUAUUUAUUGAGUGUGGCUGGACACCAAAUACUCCAGGAAUGUAUGGCGCUGUCUUGCUACCUUCUGUCAUGACCGAUCAUAGUCUUCUCAAGUGGUUUCUGGCUCAUGGAGCAAACCCUAAUCUCGGUCAACAGCAGGAACAUCGUUUCGGCCACCCCGUCAACAACUCAUGCGUCGCUCUUGAGAAAGCGGCCUAUCGGGGAGAUGUCGAGGCCGUGCGUAUACUUUUAGAUGCCGGCGCUGUGAUCCAGAACGGAUUUCCUUUGCAUGCAGCAGCAGGAGCUUGUUCUCCCGACUGGGAUCCGCGCACUGGCCGUUUUAACCCAAGCAAGGACUUUGAUAGAAGUAUGAUUCCGGUUCUAUCCCUUCUAGUAGCGCAUGGUGCAGAUGUCAAUCAGUACCAAGGGCCGCAGAGAGGAAACCAAGUUCCCAAUUAUGCAAUCGUUGAGGCUGUCAGGGCGGGAGCAGUAGAGCGAGUUCGGUGGCUUCUCGAGAACGGAGCGGAUCCCGCACUUAAAGGAUCAUGGGGAAGCGCCGCAGAGUAUGCAUCCAGAAUGGGAAGCGAUGAGAUGAUGUCUGUGCUUCAGCCUGGUGUAGAUGCAAGGAAAACAUGA
Messenger RNA from Aspergillus mulundensis, 1344 nucleotides. RefSeq names its product ankyrin repeat domain-containing protein. Bases 1 to 1344 code for a protein of 447 amino acids. Gene Ontology annotation, molecular function: protein binding. Gene Ontology annotation, cellular component: nucleus; cytoplasm. The record is from RefSeq and is a predicted model, not a curated record. NCBI's taxonomy places the organism in Eukaryota, Fungi, Ascomycota, Eurotiomycetes, Eurotiales, Aspergillaceae. The transcript is spliced from 2 exons.